This is a messenger RNA of Chionomys nivalis (European snow vole), 2289 nucleotides long. RefSeq names its product Cbp/p300 interacting transactivator with Glu/Asp rich carboxy-terminal domain 2 (gene Cited2). Gene Ontology annotation, biological process: left/right pattern formation; sex determination; regulation of DNA-templated transcription. Lineage: Eukaryota; Metazoa; Chordata; Mammalia; Rodentia; Cricetidae. Gene Ontology annotation, cellular component: nucleus. The transcript is spliced from 2 exons. The coding region runs from base 256 to 1071 and encodes 271 amino acids. The record is from RefSeq and is a predicted model, not a curated record.
GCCCUAAGAAACACAGCUCAUUGUUGGCAGCUGCCGGGCGGUCCUGCGAAGCGGAGAGGGCAGCGAAGGGAAAAGAAAAGGGAACGGCUCGCAAUCUGCCCCAGCGGCUGCUGCAAGACCUCGGCGCCAACCUUGCACAAGCGAGCGCUCCACAGCCCCUCGGCUGCCCAUCUAUGUGCUGCUGAGCCGGUCCUGGACCCGACGAGCCCGCCUUCGGUGUUCCGAGCAGAAAUCGCAAAGACGGAAGGACUGGAAAUGGCAGACCAUAUGAUGGCCAUGAACCACGGGCGCUUCCCCGACGGCACCACCAACGGGCUGCACCACCACGCUGGCCACCGCCUGGGCAGCAUUGCGCCCUUCCAGAGCCCGCAUCACCACCAGCAGCAGCAGCCCCAGCACGCCUUCAACGCACUCAUGGGCGAGCACAUACACUACGGCGCGGGCAACAUGAAUGCCACGAGCGGCAUCAGGCACGCCAUGGGGCCGGGGACUGUGAACGGGGGCCACCCCCCGAGCGCUCUGGCCCCCGCUGCCAGGUUUAACAACUCCCAGUUCAUGGGGCCCCCGGUGGCCAGCCAGGGAGGCUCCCUGCCGGCCAGCAUGCAGCUGCAGAAGCUCAACAACCAGUAUUUCAACCAUCACCCCUACCCCCACAACCACUACAUGCCGGAUUUGCACCCCGCUGCAGGCCACCAGAUGAACGGGACAAACCAGCACUUCCGAGAUUGCAACCCCAAGCACAGCGGCGGCAGCAGCACCCCUGGUGGCGCGGGCGGCAGCGGCACCCCCGGCGGCUCUGGCGGCACCUCAGGCGGCGCUGGCGGCAGUGGCGCGGGCGGCAGCGGCGGUGGCAGCACCAUGCCGGCCUCUGUGGCUCACGUCCCCGCGGCAAUGCUGCCGCCCAAUGUCAUAGACACUGAUUUCAUCGACGAGGAAGUGCUUAUGUCCUUAGUGAUAGAAAUGGGUUUGGACCGCAUCAAGGAGCUGCCCGAACUCUGGCUGGGCCAAAACGAGUUUGAUUUUAUGACGGACUUCGUGUGCAAACAGCAGCCCAGCAGAGUCAGCUGUUGACUCGGUUAACCUCGGCUGGCGAGAGAAAUCAACCCUCCCCUCCCCGCCCCCACCCCCAACUUCUUCGGUGUGAAUUAAAAAAAAAAAAAAAACAUUCCCUUAGACGCAGUAUCUCACUUUUCAGAUCCUGAAAGGUUUGAGAACAUGGAAGCAAAGUAAACUAUUAACUUGUACAAAUUGGUUUAAAAAAAAAGAUUGCUGCCACUUUUUUCCUGUUCUUGUUUCGUUUUUGUAGCCUUGACAUUCACCUCCCUUAUGUAGUUGAAAUAUCUAGCUAACUCGGUCUUUUUUGUUGUUGUUUUUUACUCCUUAUUUCCUCACUUUCUACAGUGCUCAACUGUUAGAUAUUAAUCUUGGCAAACUGCUUAAUCUUGUGGAUUUUGUAGAUGGUUUCAAAUGACUGCGCUGCAUUCAGAUUUAAGAGUGAAAGGAAAAAUUGCAUUUGUUGGCUGCAUGAACUUUGAAGGGCAGAUAUUACUGCACAAACUGCCAUCUCGCUUCGUUUUUUUAAACUAUGCAUUUGAGUACAGACUUUAAGUUUUCAAAUACGCUAAACUGGAAGAUUAAACAGAUGUGGGCCAAACUGUUCUGGAUCAGGAAGUCAUACCGUUCACUUUAAAGUUGGCUGUCUCCCCUCCCCCAUAUGUACAGACAAUAAUAGGGCGUGGAAUGUCGUCAGUGGCAAACAUUUCACAGAUUUUUAUUUUGUUUCUGUCUUCAACAUUUUUGACACUGUGCUAAUAGUUAUAUUCAGUACAUGAAAAGAUACUACUGUGUUGAAAGCUUUUUAGGAAAUUUUGACAGUAUUUUUGUACAAAACAUUUUUUUGAAAAAAUACUUGUUAAUUUAUUCUAUUUUAAUUUGCCAAUGUCAAUAAAAAGUUAAGAAAUAACUUGUUUUCUACACGCCAGUCCUUUGGGGGAGGGUUGGCCUUUAAGUUGGGCUUGUUAUUGAUUGAGAGUAAGCUUCCUAGGGAUAGGUUACAGGACACUGAGACAGGUCACGGUGAGCUUAAGGGAGAGCAGGAUUUAAGAUAGUUGGCACAAUGCCACACUGGCACCUUUGUAACUGGCCUCUUGGUGUGGUGUAGUCACCGGCUGAAAAGUUGUCAAAGUGCUUUCUUUGCUGUCUCUUGGCUGCAUCCAGUUCCAGUGAACCUUGGCUGGGAAGGCUUGCAAUACUAAACAUUCUAUCUUUCUCACUGGGUGGGAGGAAGGG